This is a messenger RNA of Closterium sp. NIES-67, 2351 nucleotides long. The record is from the annotation of a GenBank genome assembly. Lineage: Eukaryota; Viridiplantae; Streptophyta; Zygnematophyceae; Desmidiales; Closteriaceae.
AGCACUUGCAGCAACUGACACCGCAGCGGAAGCAGCAGCUGACAUGGCAGCAGAAUCAGGAGCUGAUGCAGCAGCCGAAGUGACUGCUGACGUGGCGAUCAAAUCAGCAAUUGAGACAGCAGCCGUAGUGGCUGUCGGGGCGACACCUGCUGUGACUGACACUGCUGAAGCAACAGCUGACAUAGCAGCAGAGGCAAGAGCUGACACAGCAGUUGAAAUGGUUGUCGAGACGACACCUGCAAUCCUUGACACGUCAGCUGAAGCAACAGCUGAUGUGGCAGCCGGGUCAGCAAUUGAUACAGCAGCUGAACUGGCCGUUGAGGCGACUCCUGCAGGGGUUGCUACUGCAGCUGAUGCAGAGGCGGACAUGGCAGGCGAGUCAAGAGGUGAUACAGCAGCGGAAGUGGCUGAUGAGGGGUGUAUCUCCAUUGCUACACCUGCAGCAAUGGACACCGCAGCGGCAGCAACAGCUGAGGUGGCAGCCGCAUCAGCAAGAGACACAGCGACUGAAGUGGCCGUUGGGGCGUCACCUGCAGGGGUUGCCUCCACAGCUGAAGCAGAAGCAGACAAGAGGAGCCGCAAGCUGAGGAAAAAAAAGCGACUGGCCGAUGACAUGGCAGGAGAGGAAUAUUUCUUCCUGCCCAGGAAAAAGCCAACCAGACGGCCGAAGAAACCCGUCCCGAACCACUUUCCGAACCUGCAACCGAGCCUGCUGGUGAACCUGCUACUGAGCCUGGCGUGUAAGAGCGUAGUGGAUUCGGAGCCAGUGAAGGAGGCUGUAUCUAGGGAAGAAUCAGGAACGCAUCUAUGGGCAUCUGUUGAGGGCAGUGUGCGUCUGCAGCUACAGGAGCUGCCACUGCCACUGCAGCAGCAGCAACUGCAGCCGCAGCAGCAGCAGAAACAACAGCUGCUGCAACAACAUCAGCAGCAGCAGCAGCAGAAGCAGAAGCAGCAGCAGCACCGCCACCAUCAGAAGCAGCAGCAGCACCAUCAGGACCAUCAGCACCAUCAGCACCAUCAGCACCAUCAGCACCAUCAGCACCAUCAGGACCAUCAGCAGGCAUGGCCUCAAAAGCUGAGCCUGACACAGCCAGAUAUACCUUGGGAUCUCCAGGAGAGCAAGCCGACCAAUAGAAACGUGCCACUUGGUGCAUCGGGGACCGGUGAUGAGAGACGAUUUGACUCCGAUGCUUCCUUAACACUAGGGGUACAUGUGGCGGCUUGUACCGAAGGGGCUUAUAAGGAGGGGACGCUGAAAGGGGGUUUUUUAAACGAGGAGGGAGGCAGAACGAAGGCAGGAGGCAGAACGAAGGCAGGAGGCAAAGCAAGGCUAGGAGGCAAAGAAAAGGCAGGAGGCAGAACGAAGGCAGGAGGCAAAGAAAAGGAAGGAGGGAGGGCGAAAGGCGGAAGCUUGGUGGAAGAGGAUGGUAGAAAGGGCAAGCCCAAGGGUGUACGGGUCCCCAAGGCACCGAAAAAGCAUGAGGAUGCAGGGGGGGGUGCAUCAGGUGGGGGGGUGACGAAGGUCAAGGUCAAGGUCAAGGGAAAGGGACAGGGGGGAAAGAAGAGAGGGAUUGCAGCGGUCCUGGGUGAUGCGGUUGGAUCUGGUGCUUCUGCUGCAGGUGCUUCUGGUGCAGGUGCUUCUGGUGCAGGUGCUUCUGGUGCAGGUGCUUCUGGUGCAGGUGCUUCUGGUGCAGGUGCUUCUGGUGCAGGUGCUUCUGGUGCAGGUGCUUCUGGUGCAGGUGCUUCUGGUGCAGGUGCUUCUGGUGCAGGUGCUUCUGGUGCAGGUGCUUCUGCUGCAGGUGGCUUGGUGGUUGGGGCCUAUACCGUGGAUGGUUCUGGUGCAGGUGCUUCUGGGGCAGGCGGUUCUGGUGCAGGUGGCUCUAAUGCAGCUUCUUCUGGCAGGAAGAGACCACGAGAGGAGGGCAUAGGCCUACUUCGUUAGGGAACCUACUAGGGCUGGAGAAGUGUUCUAGUGGUAAAUUGCCUGGCACACCUUUAGGUGAGACAGAGGGCACGAUCGUGGCGGGAAGACCAGCAGGUAACGGGACAGGGAAAGCGAGAGGGACUGCCAAAGGCGGUGGCACAGGCAAAGCAGCGAGCAGAGGGAAGGAAGGUGUUAUCUGUGCAGGCCAGCGAUCAGGGAAAUCUGGUGGCAGGGUAGCUGGUAGAGCUGCUGGUAAAGCACCUGGGAAAUCUCCUGGCGGCAAGGCACCUGCUGGGGUAGCUGCUGACAAAGCACCAGCAGAAAAACUGCCUGGCAAACGGAUGGGAGUUUCAGCAGCCAACCCGCCAAGCAAGGCUCAACGGAAAACUCCAGGCAAAUCAUCCGUCAAAAAAGCAACAGCACCCCG